This is a messenger RNA of Paralichthys olivaceus (Japanese flounder), 2017 nucleotides long. It is a transcript of the gene rab9a, whose product is annotated as RAB9A, member RAS oncogene family. Gene Ontology annotation, molecular function: GTP binding; GTPase activity. NCBI's taxonomy places the organism in Eukaryota, Metazoa, Chordata, Actinopteri, Pleuronectiformes, Paralichthyidae. The record is from RefSeq and is a predicted model, not a curated record. Gene Ontology annotation, cellular component: lysosome; late endosome; phagocytic vesicle. Gene Ontology annotation, biological process: Rab protein signal transduction; retrograde transport, endosome to Golgi.
UGCAGCGUGUGGUUGGCUAGAACAGCCAGCAGCUGCUGGGGUGUUGGCUGGUGACAGACAGUGUCGCUCUCUGGUGUUGGUGCAUGAAUAUUACAAAGAGGGGAACUGUAUUAGCGAUGGAGGGAGCUGCUGACUCGCUGACAUCAGUAUAAACACGCAGUGAAGCUAAGUGAUGCUCUGUUUAAGAGCAAACGUGAGUGUUUGACCGGUGAGCAGUGAAUCACGUGUGGAAGUGACUGAAACGUUACCUCUGCAUUCGUUGGCUGUUGUCGUCUCACACGAUCACAUGAUCCGCUGCUAGCUGGUUAGCCUGUUAGCCGCUCUAGCGCGGAGCCUGUCUGUGCUCACCAGGAAACGCUGCGACCCGACGUGAUCUCGAGCUGUCAAACAUAUGGUUUAAUAUUCCUCCAGCUGUUUUUCGGGUUUUAAUUCCUCGUUGGACUCCACAGGGACCAGAGUGCCAGCCGGUUGAACGACACCUUCAUGGCUGUUCACUUCAACAUCACACACACGAGCAUGUGACCGAGGACCAGGGUCUACAGCACAUGAUCUGGACCAGAGGAGGAGGCCAAAAUCAAUCAGGGGUGAAUUAUUUCUUAGUGGUCGACCAGGAGUGAAUAACCAUGACAACAAAGACCUCCCUGUUGAAAGUCAUUCUGCUUGGCGACGGUGGUGUGGGGAAAAGCUCCCUCAUGAAUCGCUACGUCACCAACAAAUUUGACGCGCACCUUUUCCACACGAUCGGCGUGGAGUUCCUCAACAAGGAUCUGGAGGUAGAUGGCCACCAGGUGACCCUGCAGAUCUGGGACACUGCUGGCCAGGAGCGAUUCCGUAGCCUGAGGACUCCUUUCUAUCGUGGCUCUGACUGCUGCCUGCUCACUUUCAGUGUAGAUGACAACCAGAGUUUUCUCAACUUAGGCAACUGGAAGAAGGAGUUCAUUUACUACGCGGAUGUCAAGGAGCCGGAGAAGUUCCCAUUCGUAAUCUUGGGCAACAAACUGGAUGUGACGGAGCGGCAGGUGUCUACUGAGGAGGCUCAGCGAUGGUGCAAGGAGAAUGGCGACUACCCCUAUUAUGAGACCAGUGCCAAGGAUGCCACCAAUGUAGCCGUGGCCUUUGAGGAAGCAGUACGCAGAGUGCUGGCAAUGGAUGAAAGAACAGACCACCUCAUCCCCACAGACACAGUCAAGCUCCACAGAAAACCUCGCUCUGCUACCACUUGCUGUUCAUAACGUCCAGGAGAUUUCACUAACAUUAAUUUGCUGUUAUGCCUAACAUGCAUCAAGGCUGUAGGUGUACAAUGCUGUAGUAAUCCUAUUUAAACAAGUUAUGCUACUGGCUUUGUGAUUUAUUGUACUGUUAAAGGUUUGAUGAUGAUGCUAAUAGUUGGACUUUGGUUUAAAGAGAGAGCGAUAAAACACUAAAUUCAUCUGACCAUGAAUAAACAAGAAGCACUGGCUCAUUCACUCAGCUCUGCCACAGUUCGAACAGAAGGGUUCUCAAAGAAAUAAACCAUUUCAUUUUGGCCCAAGACUAUCUGUGGGGAACUAAACACAUCUCAUGGCUCAGCAGAGGCAUUUUCUUUGAAAGGUUUCACUUCCCUGUUUAAAUAUUCCAUUCCAUCAUAAAGUUGAAUUACAAUGUGACUCACUGAUAAUAAGAAGUGUGCUAUCUCAGUAGUGCACUUGUUAUCGGAUCCUUGAACUUCACUCCAGACUGUGACAGUGCAGAUAAAGUAAUGACCUGUUUAUUUAUGUUUAGAAAAUAAUCAUGAAAUUAAAAUCAUUUAUACAGCCCAAUAACCUUAUUCAUGAGAAUUAGAAACUAGCUAAGGUACUACUCUAUGUAACUAACAAAUCCAGGCUUGUUGUGCACAUCCUUCAAAGUGAAUAGAAGAUGGCUAUGUGCUGAAAGCACUGAGGGACAACAUCCCUAACAGAAGAUAAAUAUUGAAGCAAAGUUAACAUGCAUGGCAUUAGGUGUAUUUAUGCUUCUGGAAACAUUUAAUUUUUUAUGU